This is a messenger RNA of Tribolium madens (black flour beetle), 496 nucleotides long. RefSeq lists its product as uncharacterized. The transcript has 2 exons. The coding region runs from base 102 to 452 and encodes 116 amino acids. The record is from RefSeq and is a predicted model, not a curated record. NCBI's taxonomy places the organism in Eukaryota, Metazoa, Arthropoda, Insecta, Coleoptera, Tenebrionidae.
AAUAAAAUGAUGACAUGUCUAACACGUUGCAUUUAUUUUUAUUAUUACAACUAAAACAGCAUUGUCCUUAUCAAAUUGAUAAGUGAGUGUAGUGUCUUAAAAUGGACCCUGAAGCUGUGAAUAACGAACCAAGAGAUGGUAAUUUCAAAAUGCCAUCAUUGGAAGAAAUACUGCAAGCUUUGGAAAAUAUGGAAGGUAUUUCAGACGAAGAAAAAGAAAAACUGAGGGACAAUCUGAUGGCGCGUGCUAAUGAAGCAAAACCUGGAUUUAUGUCUGCUGUGGACGGUCCACCUUCUGGAAUGGCUCCAGAUUUAGCAAUUUUAUUCGGUUUGAUAACCGUUGUCGGUUUGAUUUUUGCAUUCUUUGGUUACAAACUGUACAAGUCUUUGACUGCACGAGAGAGAAGAAAAGAAGAAAAACGUCGUCAGAAGCAACAAAAAAAGAAGAAAUGAAAUAACUGUAUUUUAUGCUUCAUUAAUAAAUUUUAUUAACAACA